Molecule: messenger RNA, 3225 nt
Organism: Vitis vinifera (wine grape)
Lineage: Eukaryota; Viridiplantae; Streptophyta; Magnoliopsida; Vitales; Vitaceae
Product: autophagy-related protein 18c
Exons: 6
Coding region: 1823-3076 (417 amino acids)
Biological process (GO): protein localization to phagophore assembly site; protein lipidation; nucleophagy
Cellular component (GO): extrinsic component of membrane; cytosol; phagophore assembly site membrane
Molecular function (GO): protein binding; phosphatidylinositol-3,5-bisphosphate binding; phosphatidylinositol-3-phosphate binding
Source: RefSeq, a predicted model, not a curated record
UUGAAUUCCAUAGGUUUCAAGAGGGAGUCCAGAUUUCAUCAUAUAUCUGAACAACUCCAAUCGAAAUUUCCGUAGCAUAGUGCGGUUGAUUAUUUAUAUCUGUUUUUGUUGGCUUCACUACUGUUUGGUGCGGAAGCAAGCAGGGAAGUAGAGAAAAUUAAAUAAAUAAAUAAAUACAGAAAGGGAGAGCCUCUUCUCUUCGUGAUAUUUCCGAUCCAGAGUAACGAUCUGCAUCUCGUGUGAAUCUGGGAGAGAAGGGAAGGAAAUGAUCCACGCUGCUGGGUUCAUUCCAUCUUCAAGCCUUCUGUAAGUUUUUCUUUCUUCCUUUAUUUUCGAGAAUUCCAGAUUCGAGAACUUGAUGAUAUAUACAUGAAUAUUAUUACUAUUUAAUUCCUCUGAUCUUAGUCAUGUCCUCAUGAUGCUUAGGCUUUUCAACUCUGAAAUUUCCCCAAGAAGAUUUCUAAACUGUUCUUGUUAACUUUUUUGAUUUGAGGUUGACUGGUAUUUGGCUUUUUCCUCCAAAGAACUCCACAUUGGUCUUACUGGGUUCGGCGCCUGUGUGUUUUUAAUUGAAUUUUCGGGAGCUUAUUUUUGGAAUCUUGUUGUUUACGCUUUUCUUGCACAUGGUUAUUCAUCAAAAUGCAUUUACAUUUGACGCUGAUUUUAUUAAAGGGCUUGAUGUUUUUGCUUAUGAUGAUUGGCCCAAAUUGAAUCGUUAAGGCAGUAGAGUUUGCAUUUACUCUAUUCCAGUCGAGCUCUCAUUAUUUAGCUGCAACAGCCGUGAUUGUAAGAGGUGGGUUUUCUUGACCAUAGAGAAGAAAUAUGAAUUGAAGGGGUGGAAUCAAAGACCACCAAAAAAACACUGACGGCCUAAUGAGUUGAGAGGCAGAAUCCUCCUUUUCUUUUUGCUUCCUACUAGUUAUGCUUUGGAUUCCUGAAGUUCAAUGAGAUGACAAUCAUGGAGUCCACCAGGUAAUUAUUUGGAGGGCACAGCGCAAAGCUCUUUCCACAAACAUCACUGAAAACUCGUUAUAACAGUGGGCAAGCUGAAUAUUUAUAGCUUUAUGUGUUCUUGGGUGUAGUGCAAGAAGGUGGGUAAACAUGCCAGAAUUGCUGAUUAUUCAUGUCAGAGACCAUAAUUUUCUUGAAAACCGUAAACCUUCCUGAGGUCAAUCAUACACAGCAGAAACAGAAUGUCAAGUCAAUCUAUUCAGAAAGAGUUUUUGGUUUAUUUAAUUUGAAAAGUUCCACUUCAACCUUCAUGGUAAUAUUUGUGACGAAUUCUGAAACAGAGCAGACAUAUCUUGUUGCUUCUUAUUGAAUAUAGGCUGUUCUUUGCUGAUUCAUUUCAUAGGCUAUUGAUUGAUGCACUUUGGAUUUUAUUAUUCCUCCAAAUCGUGAAGAUUUGCCAUGCCUUCUUCACUAGGGCCCAGGUCUUUUCCCAGCAGUGGCGUAUGGACAGGAGCAAAAGGCCUUCACUUCUGCUCACGGCCAUAGCAUCUUUAAUAGAACAGAUCAUAUCUGUUGUAGUAGUGAAAAUUGAUACUCAGCAAUCUUAAAUCUUACAAACGAUGAGAUUGGAAUCACAUUUUUUCAAUUAGAGAGCUGUAGGAUUGAGUGAACUCAGUUUUCCUUAAUAUUUUCUUCUGGAAUUUUUUGGUCCUCAUUGGGUAUAAAGACCUGUGAUUCUGUAACAGGCCCUCUUCUAUUCCACCAGAACCUAGCCUUUUGCUUGUGAAGAAACUUGGGAUCCCCUAGUCUCUAUCCAACUGAGCUUGGAAGCCGUAUGUCUAUUUUCAUACUAUAAUUGCUUCAAGCACUUAUGACUGUUCCCUCAUCCACCAUGAGUUCUAGUGUUUCAACAUCUCGAGGAAUGCUUCCAUCAGCAAGGCUUGAUGCCCAUGGAUCAAAUUCUGGGACUCCUGGUUCUUUUGGCCAAUCGGUACCGGAGUUCAAUGACACUGAUGAAACAGGUCUGCUCUCUGUAUCCUGGAAUCAGGACCAUGGUUGCUUUGCUGCUGGCACAACCCACGGGUUUCGUAUUUAUAGUUGUGAUCCUUUCAAGGAAAUUUUCAGACGUGAUUUGAAAAGUGGGGGAUUUGGGAUUGUUGAGAUGCUGUUUCGUUCCAACAUUCUAGCACUAGUUGGUGCUGGAACUAAUUCCCAGUACCCUCCAAGCAAAGUUAUAAUCUGGGAUGAUUAUGAGAGGCGAUGUAUUGGUGAAUUUUCAUUUAGAUCUGAUGUUCGUGCAGUGAAAUUAAGACGUGAUCGCAUUGUUGUUGUUGUUGAGCACAAGAUAUAUGUUUACAAUUUUACAGAUCUGAAGCUUCUUCAGCAGAUAGAGACUCUGGCAAAUCCCAGGGGACUUUGUUGCCUUUCUCACCAUUCGAAUACAUUUGUGUUGGCUUGCCCUGGUCUUCAAAGAGGACUGGUUCGGAUUGAACACUUUGGGCUGAAUAUGACAAAGUUAAUUAAGGCUCAUGAUUCUCAUGUUGCAUGCCUCACUUUGACAAUGGACGGGCUUCUUCUUGCAUCUGCUAGUAUGAAAGGCACUUUGAUACGAAUUUUCAACACAAUGGAUGGGACUCGCUUACAAGAGGUGCGUAGAGGUUCAGACAAUGCGGAAAUUUAUAGUAUUGCUCUCUCUCCGAAUGUUCAGUGGUUGGCUGUGUCAAGUGAAAAAGGUACCGUUCAUAUAUUCAAUCUCAGAGUUCGAGUGGUAGGGGAGGAUUCAUCAAAUCAUUCUAUCACUGCACAAGGUCCAGCACCGUUUUACCGUAAUUCUUCAAAUUCCCUUGAUGCCCUUAUUUCUCCCAAUGCUGGUGCCAACCCUGGUUCAUCAUUGUCCUUUAUGAAAGGGUUUUUACCAAAAUAUUUUAGCUCAGAAUGGUCAUUUGCACAAUUCCGUGUACCUGAAGACACUCAAUUCAUUGCAACAUUUGGAUCUCAGAACACUGUCAUUAUUGUUGGCAUGGACGGGAGUUUCUACAGGUGCAGUUUUGAUCACUUGAAUGGAGGGGAGAUGUUGCAACAGGAAUACCACAGCUUUCUAAAGAAGGGUCAUCUUGAAUCUUGAUAGCUUGGAUUAGGGCAAUAUGUUCUCUGUAAAUGUGAGACUUGAAUGUCUACCAUUGUGAAUAUCAGAUCCCAUAAAAAAUGAUGCGUGCUUCUGUAUGAUGUACACGGAAUAAGAAAUAUCCCAGGCCUAGGACCUGUUAAUGGUAA